ACAGCCGAGGCAACGAGAACAGACUAGCACUACGACAAACCAUUCUCCGGGAGAAGGGGAGGAGACAGGCCAGUCGAGGGCCAGCAUAUAUGUUUAAUGACCACUCAACAAGUCUUUCUCUUGAGGAAGAACGCUUCUUGGAUGCAGCAGAAUAUGGAAAUAUCCCAGUGAUUCGCAAAAUGCUGGAAGAAUGUCCCUCGCUCAAUGUAAAUUGUGUGGACUACAUGGGGCAGAAUGCCUUGCAGUUAGCAGUUGCUAAUGAGCACCUGGAGAUCACAGAACUUUUGCUGAAAAAGGAGAACCUAUCUCGGGUUGGGGAUGCCUUGCUUUUGGCUAUUAGCAAAGGUUAUGUUCGGAUAGUAGAAGCUAUCCUAAACCAUCCCGCAUUUGCUGAAGGCAAGAGACUUGCAUUAAGUCCUAGCCAGUCAGAGCUCCAGCACGAUGACUUCUAUGCAUAUGAUGAAGAUGGAACACGGUUUUCUCAUGAUGUUACACCAAUCAUUCUGGCUGCUCACUGCCAUGAGUAUGAGAUUGUCUACACUCUACUGAGAAAAGGGGCUCGGAUUGGUAGACCACAUGACUAUUUCUGCAAGUGCAGUGAAUGCAACCAGAAACAAAAGCAUGACUCUUUCAGCCAUUCUAGGUCCAGAAUCAAUGCCUACAAAGGUCUGGCCAGCCCUGCUUAUUUGUCUUUAUCCAGUGAAGACCCUGUAAUGACUGCCUUAGAGCUAAGCAAUGAGCUGGCUGUGCUUGCCAACAUUGAAAAAGAGUUUAAGAAUGAUUACAAGAAAUUGUCUAUGCAAUGCAAGGAUUUUGUAGUUGGACUCCUUGAUCUGUGCAGAAAUACAGAAGAAGUGGAAGCUAUCUUGAAUGGUGACGUAGAGACAAGCCACAGCAGUAAUGGAGAACACGGUCGCCCCAGCCUUAGCCGCUUAAAACUCGCAAUCAAAUAUGAAGUAAAAAAAUUUGUAGCACAUCCAAACUGCCAGCAACAACUCCUCUCCAUCUGGUAUGAGAAUCUGUCAGGUUUACGGCAGCAGACUAUGGCGGUGAAGUUUCUGGUUGUUCUUGCCGUUGCAGUAGGACUGCCAUUCCUUUCAAUGGCUUACUGGAUUGCCCCUUGCAGUAAGCUGGGAAGGAUAAUGCGUGGACCAUUUAUGAAGUUUGUAGCCCAUGCAGCUUCUUUUACCAUUUUUCUUGGUCUGCUUGUCAUGAAUGCAGCUGACAGAUUUGAUGGCACCAAGCUCCGGCCCAAUGAAACUACAGGCAAUGUAAAACAGCUAUUUAGAAUGAAAACAUCAUGUUUCUCAUGGAUGGAGAUGUUAAUUAUUUCCUGGGUAAUAGGCAUGAUAUGGUCUGAAUGUAAAGAAAUUUGGUCUCAAGGUCCAAAGGAAUAUCUUUUUGAAUUAUGGAAUAUGCUUGAUUUUGGUAUGUUAGCAAUUUUUGCAGCAUCAUUCAUAGCAAGGUUUAUGGCAUUUUGGCACGCGUCCAGAGCCCAGAACCUGGUUGAUACAAAUAUGAAAGAUCUGUCAAGUCCAACACUGGAGCCCAACAUAAAAUACUACACCUUAGCCAGAAUCAACUGGGAUCCAUCAGAUCCACAAAUCAUAUCUGAAGGCCUGUAUGCAAUUGCAGUAGUGCUGAGUUUCUCCAGAAUAGCCUAUAUCUUACCAGCCAACGAAAGCUUUGGGCCACUGCAGAUAUCACUUGGCAGAACUGUGAAAGAUAUCUUCAAGUUCAUGGUGAUAUUUAUCAUGGUGUUUGUAGCUUUCAUGAUAGGAAUGUUUAAUCUCUACUCCUACUAUCUGGGAGCGAAACAAAAUGAAGCAUUUACAACUGUUGAAGAAAGUUUCAAGACAUUGUUCUGGGCUAUAUUUGGACUGUCAGAAGUUAAAUCAGUUGUUAUCAAUUAUAAACACAAGUUCAUUGAAAAUAUUGGCUACGUUCUUUAUGGAGUCUAUAAUGUUACCAUGGUCAUUGUCUUACUGAAUAUGCUUAUUGCCAUGAUUAACAGCUCAUUUCAGGAAAUUGAGGAUGAUGCUGAUGUAGAGUGGAAAUUUGCAAGGGCUAAACUUUGGUUUUCUUACUUUGAAGAAGGGAGGACUCUGCCAGUACCCUUCAACUUAGUGCCAAGUCCAAAAUCUUUACUGUAUCUCUUACUCAGACUCAAAAAAUGGAUCACUAAACCAUUUAUGUGCCAAAAGAAAAGCUUCCAGGAAGAUGCAGAGAUGAACAAGCUCGGUCAAAGGAAGCAAUCAAGUAUAAGAACUUCUGAUGAAAUCCAUUUAAAUAGUUUAAACAAUCCUCCAAGACAAUAUCAGAAAAUAAUGAAGCGUCUGAUUAAAAGAUAUGUACUGAAAGCUCAGAUAGAUAAGGAAAGUGAUGAAGUCAAUGAAGGUGAACUGAAGGAGAUUAAACAGGACAUUUCAAGUCUCCGGUAUGAACUCCUUGAGGAAAAAUCUCAAAAUUCAGAAGAUUUGGCAGAACUUAUAAGGAAACUUGGGGAAAAACUGUCAAUCAACUCUAAAGAAGAAAGCAAGAGAUAACCAAACAUUUAUGAAAUGCAACAGAACAUUAAUCCACUCAAAGCCAUAUUUCUGUUUUUCUCAAGUCUAGCUCACAUUUCUAUUAUGGAUUCAGAAAUUACAUCAUUCCAGUUCUUUACUGGAAAUCACAGUGGCAAAUCCUCUGUGGCCAUGGUAAACGACUUGAUAUUUAUUUAUUCAUUACCUGUUGAAGAGAUAGUUUUAGAUCAUUUUAAUAUUCAAUUUACCUCUUUUAGAAUGUGAGUGGAAUCUUAAUAAGCCCAAACAUGAAAGAUUAAAAACAUAAAUCCAAACUUCUCCUACAUUAACUGGUUGUUUUUCCAAAUUUCAGUUAAUAGACAUUCAUACAUUUGUUUUAAUGAACCAGAAGAGGAAUAUUCUAGUCUUUUACAUAUUUAUGUCAAAAUCUAUUUAAUUUUUCAAGCAUUCCCAAUUAG
This is a messenger RNA of Meleagris gallopavo (turkey), 2983 nucleotides long. The record is from RefSeq and is a predicted model, not a curated record. NCBI's taxonomy places the organism in Eukaryota, Metazoa, Chordata, Aves, Galliformes, Phasianidae.